AGCGCAUUCGAAUAUCGUUUGUGAUUUAAAGUUGUAGUAGAGAGUUGUGCAUCGUACUAUAAAAAAUAAAUAGUUUUAAAAAUAAAAUUGUUGUUAAAUGACUUUAAAUUAAAAAUGGCUACAGAAUCUGAUAAGUUUUUCUCUAAAGAAAUAGAAUAUUCGGAAAAAAUAAUAAAAGAUUUGUUUAAAGUUAAAAUUCCAUUUAAUUGGAAUGAGUUGAAUAGAAAAGAAAAAAGUGAACUUGUACAUCAGUGGGCUCGAAACGCAUUUCCUAAAGUACCAGAAUCCUUAAUUACAUUGACAGUAGGCUUGACAGUUGAUGGUGACUCUGGAAGAUCUAUUGAUGAAGAACCCGAGUGGUUAGAUCGAGAAAAAUUUGCGCGCGGACAAAAGUUCGCGCAAGACAAUCUGUUUGGGGUAUUUUUCUCUAUACUCUUCGCUUUGUUUGGACUCUAUUCCUUUGAAGAAAGUUUUAAUCCUUUGAUAAUAACAGGAAAGUCAUCGGAACCUUAUUCCGCAUUCAAAAGAUACUUAUCAACUGGAGCAAGGUUCAGAAAUUGGUACACUAGCGACCUCUGGACUAAAGGAACACCUGCGUACAACGACAUUAGAACAGUUCGGCGAGUUCAUGAAAUUAUACGGAACAAAGUAACCGCCAUGACUGAAGAAGAAACGAACAAAGCAACGAAAAUUAAACAUCCUUGGUCUCCAACAAGAAAUACUUUGUUGGAAGACUUUAAAUCAGCUUGCCCUGCAGCUUCACCAGGGCAGUGUCCUUUUACGAUGAAAGUUCCAGGUGUUAAUCUCAAAAAAAUGCAUCAAGGAGAGAUGGCUAUGACGCAAGGCGGGUUUGUCGGCUUAGUAGUUCUCUUCCCUGAAGCUCUGGGCAUUCAUGGCGCUACUGACAAAAACCUUGAAGACUAUUGCUAUGUUUGGAGAUGUAUAGGUUAUCUUCUCGGCAUUGAGGAUGAGUUCAAUUUCUGCCGAGGAACUUUGGAAGAAAUCAAACAACGAUCCAGAGAUUACUUAGACGCAUGGGUGAAACCUAACCUGCGUGAGUUGACUGUAGAGUGGGAACACAUGAUGAGAGUCAUGAUUGCUGGUUCUGAAAAUUAUACUGGAUCUGGUAGUUCUUUUGAAGGAAGUAUUUUUUACUUUUCUGAAUUGAUGGAUAUUGACAUGCCGCAGUUGCGCUCUUUACUCAGUUAUCGUGAUUGGAUUAAACAUUAUUUUCUAAAGUUUAUGGUACACUACGCGUUGCGAUUUUCUGCAGUAAGAAAAUUUAUGAAUGCCAAAAUGAAUACAGUUAUGGACACAGCAUUACAAUUUUCAAAUGAAAAGCAUGCCGAGUUACAAGAAAAAUCUUCAAAAUUAUUAGCUUCUGUAAGAUCUAAUAGAGUAACUGGAAAUAUUUUUACGCAGUAUAAAAUUUUUGAGCUAUCAUUUUUAUUUGUACUGCUUUUUUCUAUUUAUAAGUUUUUCAUUACAGUAUAAAAUAUAUUUUUUGUAAUAACUAGACAUAACACGCUCGCUUCGCUCACCUUCAUUCUUUCAAAAAUCCCGCCACUAUCUCAGUCGACCAAUCAACAACCGAAUAAAAUAGUCACAGAAGUGACGUAAAACGAUACGACAUCCGGCCAUCAACUUUUUAGAAGAACUUAAGGUAUUACCCUUGCGACUUCCGUCGUCAAAAGUUUAUGCUAAAGUGUACGGUACACAUACCGGAUAGUCAUUAUUGACAAGCCUAAAACUUUCUGCUGUUUAUGUACUUAUUUCAGCCAAUCACGAACGAGAAACUGAUCGUUUGAAAAAUCUGGCAACACUGCGUGAGCAUUAAGAUAUUUUAUAGUGGUUAUACUGUAGUGUUUUGGACUAGCUGUAGACUAACCUCUGUUUUGAUACAUGCGCUAAUUUAUUUAUUUACAUACAUUUAUUUGAAAAUGUAGUAACAAUGUCUGAAAAAUCGACUUAUAAAAGACGAUUCAUGAAAAAAAGUCCUUGAAAAACGACAGAAAUCUCUAGCACAUAUGG
Cotesia glomerata is the source of this 2031-nucleotide messenger RNA. RefSeq lists its product as uncharacterized. The record is from RefSeq and is a predicted model, not a curated record. NCBI's taxonomy places the organism in Eukaryota, Metazoa, Arthropoda, Insecta, Hymenoptera, Braconidae. The transcript is spliced from 4 exons. Bases 115 to 1494 code for a protein of 459 amino acids.